This is a messenger RNA of Phacochoerus africanus (Common warthog), 2155 nucleotides long. It is a transcript of the gene ABT1, whose product is annotated as activator of basal transcription 1. The transcript has 3 exons. Gene Ontology annotation, molecular function: RNA binding. Lineage: Eukaryota; Metazoa; Chordata; Mammalia; Artiodactyla; Suidae. The record is from RefSeq and is a predicted model, not a curated record. The coding region runs from base 39 to 857 and encodes 272 amino acids. Gene Ontology annotation, cellular component: nucleolus. Gene Ontology annotation, biological process: small-subunit processome assembly; endonucleolytic cleavage to generate mature 5'-end of SSU-rRNA from (SSU-rRNA, 5.8S rRNA, LSU-rRNA); endonucleolytic cleavage in 5'-ETS of tricistronic rRNA transcript (SSU-rRNA, 5.8S rRNA, LSU-rRNA).
GCGCCUUACGGCUGUCUUGGCUUUACUUACCUGCAAGCAUGGAGGCAGAGGAGUCGAAUAAGGAAGCGGCUGUGUUGGAGCCUGUGGAAGGGAACGACCAGAAACCAGAAGCAGAGGAGGAAUCUGAAGAAACGGCUGGCGGCAACAAGAAACGGGUAGUGCCGGGUAUUGUGUACCUGGGCCACAUCCCACCCCGGUUUAGGCCUUUGCACGUACGGAACCUUCUUAGCGCCUACGGCGAGGUCGGGCGUGUGUUUUUCCAGCCAGAAGACGGCUUCGUGAGGCGCAAAAAGAAGGCAGCAGCAGCCUCCACCACGGGAGGGAAAAAGCGUUCCAAGUACAGCAAGGACUACACCGAGGGCUGGGUGGAGUUCCGGGACAAGCGAGUAGCCAAGCGUGUGGCGGCCAGCCUGCACAACACGCCCAUGGGCUCCCGCAGGCGCAGUCCCUUCCGUUAUGACCUGUGGAACCUCAAGUACCUGCACCGUUUUACUUGGUCCCACCUCAGCGAGCAUCUUGCCUUUGAGCGCCAGGUGCGCAGGCAGCGCCUGAGGGCGGAGGUUGCCCAGGCCAAACGUGAAACUGACUUCUAUCUUCGAAGUGUGGAGCGUGGACAGCGUUUCCUUGCUGCUGAUGGGGACUCUACCCGCCCGAAUGGCUCCUGGGCCUUCGCCCAGCGUCCUACUGAGCAGGAGUUGAGAGCCCGGAAAGCAGCUCGGCCAGGAGGACGUGAACGGGCUCGCCUGGCUAAUGCUGAGGACCAGGCCCGCUCCAAUCGAGGGCUUCUUGCCAGGAUCUUUGGAGCCCCUGUACCCUCAGAGAGCUUGGAGGACUCCUCUCUGGUCAGGAACUCUUGAGGGGCAGGGAGGCUUCUUCCACCUCUUAGCCCAGCCCUGCAUCCUGUCUACAUGAUAUUUACUACCCAGGUGGACAUUUUAUUGUGUUUCUCAGCAGGAGUCUCUGAUGCGUGCUCAGGCAUAGGAGUGUUGUGAGCCUCCCCAAACUCCUGUACAUGCCUGGCUGAGGCACUUAGUUCCUACUAGCAUGAUUAUAACUACUGUAGACGCCUGUUUUGUCUUGUUUGAUUCUUAGCUGCCUGCCUCCUGCCCAUCGAAGCCCUCUAAAAAUCCUACUUUCUGGCUCCAGAAAGAGCUCUUGCUUUGAGCUAGAGUGAUAAUGGCUGGUCUAGACAGCUGUUUACCAGCCACAGGUACUGGGUAGCAAUGAUAUCCUUUUUAUUUAGAAAAGACUAAUAGGGACAGGGACUAAUGAGGUAGGAGUGGCGUGGGUGACACCUUCCAAAUGUAUUUAUAGAAAAGAAAAAAGUAUAUAUUUGAUAUGCCUUUGUAGUUUAUAGGGGGUGGGGAUGGUCAUUGGAUAAGUUCCACCUUCUUUCUGUGUACUAGUCACUCACCUUCACGCCAUGUCCUGGUCUGAGAGUCUCCCCCACUCCCCAACCUUUUCUAUCUAAUCACUUUCAUAGGCCAUGUUGUUAAUCAUUAUCGAUUUCAGCAUUUACUAAAUCACUGUGUGAGGGUAUAGAGUGACAGUGGGUAAUAACACAUGGCCCUUCCACUAAAAAAAGACAGGUGUUUAAGAAAUAAGUAUACAGAAGUACUACAGAUACCAUGGUAGAUGUGCAUAAGGGGUAGAGUGGGGCCAUGGGAGGGAAUGGUUGGCUUUGUCUGGGAAGUUAGGCAGUGCUCUCAAUGUGUUGUUGAUUUCUGAUCAUUCUUCUGAGAUAGGUCAGUGUUCACCAUGUUUUUCAGAUCAUUCCUGAAAGGUGAACUGAAGUCUGUAAAGGCCUAGUGUACUCUUAACAUUAUAAACAAAACUCUGUGGAUGGAGUGUUGGGUUCAAACCAUUGUAAAGACAGGGAAUGCCUAAGAGGUAGUCGUGCACAAAUGAUGCCCAUCUGGUGCGCUUAUACAUGCUGCCUCUGCUUAGACAAGAGAGGGGUGACAAUCAUGCAGAGCAGCUCUGGAGGUGACAAAGAAUCCCCGUAAGCCACUAAGAGGAACUGAAAACUGAGGUGUCAUGACCAACUAAGAAAAGUCUGCGAACAGCCUUAUAAUAGAUUAAAACUCUGGUCAGUAUUCAGGCUUUUAAGUUUAUAGAAAAUGUUAGAGUGAGAAUAAAUAAUUUGAGUUUUGCU